This is a messenger RNA of Manis javanica (Malayan pangolin), 1885 nucleotides long. It is a transcript of the gene CATSPER2, whose product is annotated as cation channel sperm associated 2. Lineage: Eukaryota; Metazoa; Chordata; Mammalia; Pholidota; Manidae. Gene Ontology annotation, biological process: monoatomic ion transport; transmembrane transport; flagellated sperm motility. Gene Ontology annotation, cellular component: membrane; CatSper complex. The record is from RefSeq and is a predicted model, not a curated record. Gene Ontology annotation, molecular function: calcium-activated cation channel activity.
CGGGGCGAGUGGGGCUGGGAAGGCUCCGGUUCGGCUGACCCGGGCUGGCUACUGCGGCGAGCCCGACCCCGGGGUGCGGGUGCGGCGGGCGGAGCAGGAUAUGCGACAUGGCCGCCUAUCAUUCAACAGGACACACGCAGCUGCCCAGAGCUGAUGCCAUUCGUUCACGUCUCAUUGAUACUUUCUCUCUCAUCGAGCAUCUGCAAGGCUUGAGCCAAGCUGUGCCACGACAUACUCUCCGAGAGAUACUUGAUCCUACCCUUCAGAGGAAAUUUAUAUUGGGAGAUCAACACCAGUUUGUGCGCUUCUCCAUAAAGCCUUGUCAUGUAGACCGGAUUACACAUGCGCAGAGAGCGAUGAGCAGGCUUCGAGUGCGCUGCAGUCAGAGGCCACCUCUUUCUUUGUGGGCUAGAUGGGUCCUGGAGUCUCCUCUCUUCACAAACUUCAUCAUCUUUCUCAUCUUUUUGAAUACGAUUGUACUGAUGAUUCAAAUAGAAUUGCUUGAGUCCUCAAAUGCCAAACUGUGGCCCCUGAAGCUGUUCCUGGAGGUAGCAGCUUGGUUCAUCUUGCUUAUUUUCAUCUUUGAGAUCCUUCUUAUGUGGCUAUCUGGCUUUUUCCUCUUCUGGAAGAAUGCCUGGAAUGUCUUUGAUUUUGUUGUCACCACAUUGACCCUGCUUCCUGAGAUUGUGGUACUUUUAGGGAUAACGGGCCAGUCUGUGUGGCUCCAGCUGCUGAGGAUCUGCCGGGUGCUGAGGUCUCUCAGACUCUUUGCACAAUUCCAUCAAAUUCGUGUCAUUAUUUUGGCCCUGGUCAGGGCCCUCAAGAGCAUGACCUUCCUCUUGGUGUUGCUGCUGAUCUUCUUCUACAUUUUUGCUGUGGCUGGCGUCUACUUCUUCAAGGAUUAUACCCAUUCAACUCGCCAGGACCUGGAGUACCACAUGUUCUUUUCGGACAUGCUGAAUUCCCUAGUGACAGUGUUCAUUCUCUUCACCAUGGAUCAUUGGUAUGCACUGCUUAAGGACACCUGGAAGGUACCUGAAGUCAGCCACACCUUCAGCAGCAUCUAUGUCAUCCUUUGUUUGUUACUUGGUUCCAUUAUCUUUCGAAAUAUCAUAAUAGCCAUGAUGGUUACUAACUUCCAGAAUAUCAGGAAUGAGCUGAACGAGGAGAUGGCACAUCUGGAGGUUCAGCACAAAGCCGACAUAUUCAAGCGGCAGAUUAUCCAGAGGAGACAAAACCUGUCCCCUAAGCCAAUAAGAGAUACCAGUCAACAAGGAGAAUCAUUGGAUUUUUUAGAAGCAUCUCAACACAGUGCCAUAGAAGAGUCUGAGUAUAGUGCUGCUGAUGAGAGCUCAACAGCAUCUACAUCAAAGACAAGAGAGUCCUUGUCAAAACAGAAAAAGUCCUCAACUUCCUCCUCCUCCUCUUCAUCUUCCUCCUUCUAUUCUGACUCUUUUGGUCAGUUGGACUGGGAGACUCACGUGCACCAGAAUCUACCUGGGCUAAUGGAAAUGGAUCAGGAUGAACGUGUUGUUUGGCCUAGAGACUCACUUUUCCGAUAUUUUGAGCUGCUAGAAAAGCUUCAGUAUAAUUUAGAGGAGCGUAAGCAGUUACAAGAGUUUGCAGUGCAGGCACUGAUGAACUUUGAAGACAAGUAAAGCCGACAAUGGAUGGCUUCAAUAUCUUUGGUAAAAAUUAAUGAAGAAAAGAGUUGGAAAAGGCAAAUUCAAAGCAUAAAUGUCUAAUAAAUACUGCUGAUAAUUGCUCAGUCUUCUGUCUCUAAGACAUAGUGAAUAUUAUUGAAGGGCCCCCACCCGUAAGAUGGCAAACUUCCUGCUUCUCUUCUGGGUCCUCGGUUCCCGCCGGCGCCACCUGAAGCCCAAUC